Aethina tumida (small hive beetle) is the source of this 506-nucleotide messenger RNA. Its product is annotated as microsomal glutathione S-transferase 1. Lineage: Eukaryota; Metazoa; Arthropoda; Insecta; Coleoptera; Nitidulidae. Gene Ontology annotation, cellular component: membrane. The record is from RefSeq and is a predicted model, not a curated record. Bases 66 to 506 code for a protein of 146 amino acids. The transcript is spliced from 3 exons.
UACAGUACUAUUGUACUGUACUUUGUUGGCAUUAUAAUACUAAAUGAACUUUGUGCUACAGAUUCAUGAUGGUAUUGACUGUGGAUGAAAAACUUUUUAAAAUAUACGUUCAAACAUGUCUUAUCUUAGUAUUAAAAGUGAUUUUUAUGACAAUUUAUAUAAACUUCGAGCGCUUUAGAGUCAUGGCUUUCGACAAUGAAGAAGAUGCCAUUGCAAUACAAACAAAACAAAAAUCCGACGAAGGAGUUGAGAGAAUAAAAAGGGCGUUCUUAAAUGAUGUACAGAACAUACCGUUGUUUUUCAUCGUCGGUUACUUGUAUAUUCUAACAAACCCACAUGAACAGACAACCAAGCAACUAUUCAUGUUGUAUGCAAUAUCAAGAAUAGCAUAUACUGUUGUUUAUGCAGUAUUUGUGAUACCCCAACCUGCCCGUCUACUUUCUUUUAUGAUGAGUUUUGGAAUUUUACUGUAUUUAACUGUGAGAUGUUUACAGUUUUAUUGUUGA